Molecule: messenger RNA, 663 nt
Organism: Colletotrichum higginsianum IMI 349063
Lineage: Eukaryota; Fungi; Ascomycota; Sordariomycetes; Glomerellales; Glomerellaceae
Exons: 2
Coding region: 1-663 (220 amino acids)
Source: RefSeq, a predicted model, not a curated record
AUGGGAUACCCGACCUUUUCUUCAGCCCAGGCACAGGGCACGGCGUCAGAUUCGAGGCAUGGCACACAGGGUAGUGUAAGGCAAGUCAAGGAAGUCACGAUGCUCCUUACCAACAGACGGGAUACGAACAUUAUGCAAGCCCGUUUGUUUGUUUGUCAGAGGAGAGAGAAAGAGAGAGAGAGGUGGACGAUGCUUACCGCUCUUUUCAUUGGCAGCACGUGUCAGAUGAGUCGAUCGGAAGCCGAAUUCCCUCUUUCGCAAACAAACCUAACAUUGUUCCAUGUACCUAGGUAUUAUUUCUGGAUUUUGCCUGCUCCCACCCCCCGUUCUGUCACCAGUUAUCGCCGACAGCGAUGGAGGGGCCACCUGCUCAAGAUGCCAAAUACACUGUACGGAGACAGGCGGACGCACCGACUGACCAAAAGGCGAAAGCCGAAGAGAUACCCGCGACCCCGUUUAUUCCCACGUCUCUGGUUGCUGCGUGCACUAGUCGCCUCCUUUCUUUAUUACAUUCUUUUUAUACGUUGGUCCUUUUGGCCGCUACUUGGCACCGGAACAGGGAUUAGAGUCGAGUCCUUGGACUGCUUGGUGGAGUUGACCAGGGGGGCAACGGUUGGGAGUUGGGACGGAGCUGGGAGCUGGGAUUCGGGAAGGACCACUUAG